Molecule: messenger RNA, 2476 nt
Organism: Drosophila nasuta
Lineage: Eukaryota; Metazoa; Arthropoda; Insecta; Diptera; Drosophilidae
Gene: Kat60
Product: katanin p60
Biological process (GO): microtubule severing
Cellular component (GO): microtubule cytoskeleton
Molecular function (GO): ATP binding; microtubule severing ATPase activity; microtubule binding
Source: RefSeq, a predicted model, not a curated record
ACAUUGCUUUAGUAUUAAGCAACAACAAUCGCCGAAUAAGCGCUGCAGCCGUUUGUAUUAAGCUAGCGCAUCAGUUUAAAAUUUAAUCAAAUAUUGUUUUUGACACACUUUAAGUUUGUAAAGCCGUGUAACAAAGCCAGUGUACUAAUGUCCAUAACCUUACUGCGAGGUGGCAAGCAAAAGACAACCACUUGCGUAGGAAUGACCGUAAUGGCCAAAACUACAAUUGAAGAAAUAUGCGAGAAUGCCAAAUUAGCACGCGACAUGGCUUUAACGGGCAACUACGAUUCUGCCUGCAUUUACUACGAGGGCUUGCAGGGUAUGCUGGCGCGCCUGCUAAAGAGCACCGUGGAUCCCAUGCGAAAGGGCAAAUGGAGCAUGAUCAACCAGCAGAUCAAUCAGGAGCAUGCUAAAAUCAAGGCCAUACAACGCACACUGCAAGACAUCUCGCUGGAUCUGCAGACGAACAAAUUUGCCCACAAGCUGCGCACGCAGCUUAGCGAAGAGAGCCAUGUGAACAAAGAUCCCGCUGCCUGGUUCAAGCCCGAUCCCGACAUCUGGACACCGCCACCCAAAGAUCCAGAUGUCUGGGGACCACCGAAACCGCCGCCGUCCAUUCAAACGGUGGGACGACGCGCCACCAGCACCGCCAAUAGUCGACGCACUUCAGCAGCCCCCCAAUCGAGCAGCGGCCGGCCCAGCACAAUCCCACAGAGCACCACUCGUAAUGCUGGGGGGCGUGGCAACGCACGCAACUCGGCAUCUACAUCGCGUGGAGGCGCUGCCAAUGGUCGACUGGGCGGUCGCAAAUUGUCCACCUCAAAUAACAAUAAUAAUAAUAACAACAACAACGAAGGCAAAGAUGACGAGGCCACGGCAACGGGGAGGCACAAUGGCACCUCAGGCGAAGGUGGCGAUGCCAGCGAACAACAAUCCAGCGAGGAGGAACGCAAAUUUCAGCCCAACAAUCACAUCGAAGCGGAACUCGUAGACAUACUUGAACGUGAUAUACUGCAAAAGGAUCCAAAGGUGCGUUGGAGCGACAUUGCCGAUCUGCACGAUGCCAAGCGGUUGCUCGAAGAAGCCGUUGUGCUGCCCAUGUUGAUGCCCGACUACUUCAAGGGUAUUCGCCGUCCGUGGAAGGGUGUUUUGAUGGUGGGUCCGCCUGGUACCGGCAAGACAAUGCUGGCCAAGGCGGUGGCCACCGAAUGUGGCACUACUUUCUUCAAUGUCAGCUCCGCAACACUCACGUCCAAGUAUCGCGGCGAAUCGGAAAAGAUGGUGCGACUGUUGUUCGAGAUGGCACGAUUCUAUGCGCCCAGCACCAUUUUCAUUGACGAGAUCGAUUCGUUGUGCUCACGACGUGGCUCCGAAUCAGAGCACGAGGCAUCGCGACGCGUCAAAUCCGAGCUGCUGGUGCAAAUGGAUGGCGUGGGCGGUGGUGAGGAGCAGGCAAAGGUUGUCAUGGUGCUGGCUGCCACCAAUUUUCCCUGGGAUAUUGAUGAGGCGUUGCGUCGCCGUCUCGAGAAACGCAUCUACAUACCACUGCCAACGGAUGAGGGGCGCGAGGCGCUGCUCAAGAUCAAUUUGCGUGAGGUGAAGGUCGACGAUAGCGUGGAUCUCAAUUAUGUGGCCAAUCAGCUGGAGGGCUACUCUGGAGCUGAUAUUACCAAUGUGUGCAGGGAGGCUAGCAUGAUGUCCAUGCGACGCAAGAUCGCCGGAUUGACGCCGGAACAAAUACGACAGCUGGCCACUGAGGAGGUGGAUCUGCCGGUGUCGGAGAAGGACUUUAAUGAGGCCAUCAGUCGCUGCAAUAAAAGCGUGUCCCGGGCGGACUUGGAUAAAUAUGAGAAAUGGAUGCGAGAAUUCGGUUCGUCAUGAUGGCGCUAUCAAAGUCGAGUGACAGAGGAGGAGAUCCAAUACCCGAUUCCAUCAUCGAUUCAUAUAUUUAUAUAUAUACACAUAUAUUUUUGGAUAGCAACAACAAGAACAACAGCAAAGCUUUUAAAGUGUCGAGAAAUAGGAGAAAAAGUUGAAACAUAUUUUAUAUACUAUAAAAACAUUUUGUAUAUAUACUAUAUGAUAUAUGCACGAGACGAUAUGAGGAUAUAAACAUACAGAUAUAUAUAUAUUGUAUACACACGAAGCGUUGGAAUUCAAAAGACUAACAGUUCUUAAAGAGGAAACACAAAAACAAAAGUAACUGAAAAUAAUGGAAAAACUGCAAAGCAAGAAAAAGUGAAAUUGAAAUUGGAAAUCAGGAGAUUUCGUUAAGAAGCAAUCACAUAUACACACACACACAUCCAGCACAAUCCUUUCUUCCUUCCAAAACAAAGAAAAUGAAAAAACCUUACUAAUACAUUUUUAGUGGAAACCACACACAAAACUCACUCUAAAAACUAAGCCUAAAGUUAUAAUUAUAAUAUAUAUUACAUGCCGCUUAGCCUUUGGCUUCAUUUAACAUUAGCCGCCUCUA